Messenger RNA from Peromyscus eremicus (cactus mouse), 288 nucleotides. Its product is annotated as putative KRAB domain-containing protein ZNF788. The transcript has 3 exons. Bases 1 to 288 code for a protein of 95 amino acids. Gene Ontology annotation, biological process: regulation of DNA-templated transcription. The record is from RefSeq and is a predicted model, not a curated record. NCBI's taxonomy places the organism in Eukaryota, Metazoa, Chordata, Mammalia, Rodentia, Cricetidae.
AUGCAAAUGCCAGCAGGGCCGGUCAAGGUGUGGUCCCGCCCUCCAAUGACCGUCAUUGCUGGGAUUCAGCCUCUUCCCAGCAGGGCGUCCGACAAGGAGUCAGUGAGCUUUGAGGAUGUGGCUGUGAAGUUCACCAAGGAGGAGUGGGCUCUGCUGGAUCCAUCCCAGAAGAAGCUGUACAAAGAUGUGAUGCAGGAAACCUUGAGGAACCUGGCUGCUAUAGGAAUCAAGUUGGAAAACCAGAAGUUUGUAAAUGAGUGUGAAAAUCUCUGGAGAAAACUAAGGUAA